Molecule: messenger RNA, 6077 nt
Organism: Anarrhichthys ocellatus (wolf-eel)
Lineage: Eukaryota; Metazoa; Chordata; Actinopteri; Perciformes; Anarhichadidae
Gene: acanb
Product: aggrecan b
Exons: 19
Coding region: 87-4064 (1325 amino acids)
Biological process (GO): skeletal system development; cell adhesion; positive regulation of neuroblast proliferation
Cellular component (GO): perineuronal net; synapse
Molecular function (GO): hyaluronic acid binding
Source: RefSeq, a predicted model, not a curated record
AAGCUUCUUUCUGCUCUCCUACUCAGGCAGGAGUGAGAGGCCCCUUGAGUCGCUGGCCUGGGAGCUUUGGAGCAUCAACGGUAAUCAUGACCCCCCUGCUUCUGCUGUGUGUGUCCUUGCCCCUCAUCUCGGCAACAGUAUUGUUUGAGCUUGAAAACCAUGACGAAUUGGAUGGCACUCUGCGUGUCAGCAUCCCUAUGGAGAUGCCUCUCCGUCCUCUGCUGGGCAGCAAGGUAGUGGUGCCCUGUUACUUCCAGGACAACACAGUCAAUGACCCCGGAGCCCCGACCCUCGCCCCGCUCUCCCACCGCAUCAAAUGGACAUACGUCACCAAGGAGAAAGUCACCACGAUCCUGGUGGCGUCUGAGGGAAAAGUUCAAGUGGAGACAGAGUAUUUGGACAGAGUGACGAUGAUCAACUACCCGCUGGUGUCCACUGACGCCACCUUGGAGAUAACAGAACUGAGGUCCAAAGAUUCUGGCACCUACCGCUGCGAGGUGAUGCAUGGCAUUGAGGACAACUAUGACUCUGUGGACAUCCGGGUUCAGGGUAUUGUGUUCCACUACCGAGCCAUCUCCACCCGCUACACCCUGACGUUUGAGAAGGCGAAGGCAGCCUGCAUCCAGAACAGUGCAACCAUCGCCACUGCAGCCCAGCUGCAGGCCGCUUACGAUGACGGAUACCAUCAGUGCGAUGCCGGAUGGCUCUCUGACCAGACUGUCAGGUACCCCAUCCAUGAGCCGCGGGAGCGUUGCUUUGGAGACAAGGAGGACUUCCCCGGCGUGAGAACGUAUGGUGUGAGAGAUGUCAACGAGACCUACGACGUGUACUGUUUUGCUGAGAAGCUGUCAGGCAGGGUCUUCUACUCCAUGUCUGUAGAGAAGUUUAGCUUCUACGAAGCAGGAGAUCAGUGUGCCAAACUCGGUGCCAGACUUGCCACCACCGGGGAGCUUUACCUGGCCUGGAAGGGUGGCAUGGAUGUGUGUAACGCUGGCUGGCUGGCGGACAGGAGUGUACGCUACCCCAUCAACAUCGCCAGGCCUCAGUGUGGAGGGGGGCUCAUCGGAGUGAGAACCGUCUACCUGUUCCCCAACCAGACAGGAUACCCCUACCCUGACUCUCACUACGAUGCUGUCUGCUUCCAAGCUGGUGAGGAUGUCGGUGUCGUGCCCGUCAGGACUCCAUCUUUCCCAGACAUCAUCCACAUGACAACCGCCCCUGGGAUGUACCCGAGUCUCACCCCCUCACCUGCGGGAGAGGAGAUCAAGCGUAGAGAAGUCGACACCUUCACCCCACUGCCUGCCCCGCCCAGUGUGACAGACGUAGAUGCUGCCAUGGCUCCCACAGGUGUGGUGUUCCACUACCGACCCAUCACCGGUCGGUACACUCUGACCUUUGUGGAGGCUCAGCAGGCCUGCCAGAGUGUCGGGGCGGUCAUCGCCAGCCACCUGCAGCUGCAGGCAGCCUUCGAGAAAGGCCUGCACCAAUGUGAUGCUGGCUGGCUCCGCGACCAGACUGUCAGGUACCCCAUCGUGUCACCCAGAGAUAACUGUGCUGGUAAUCUGCCACACCUCCCAGGAGUCAGAUCCUACGGCCUGAGACCAGCUAGCGAACAUUACGAUGUAUUUUGUUAUGUGGAACGUCUGCAAGGUGAGGUCUUCUUCACCAGUGACUAUGACAGCUUCUCCUAUGAGGAAGCUGUGCAGCACUGUCAGAAACUCAACACCACCUUGGCCACCACUGGGCAGCUGUUUGCUGCCUGGAACCAAGGGCUUGACAAGUGCCGUCCAGGCUGGUUGAUGGACCGCAGUGUCCGCUACCCCAUCACAACCCCCAGGUCCCACUGUGGAGGCGGUCAGGUCGGGGUCCACAUUAUCUACGCCUUCCCCAACCAGACAGGAUUUCCUGAUGAGCACUCACGCUACGACGCCUACUGUUUUAAAGGUAGUGAAGCUGAAGUUUUUCACUUUGAAAAUGAAACCAGUGUGAAUCUGACAAUCGUGACGGUGGAUGUCAUCAACAAGAUAACAGUCACAGUUGAUUACUUUGCUCCCACAGUUGAAACUACUGGAGAAUACAAUGAAACUGAAACCCAUGUAAAUAUUACUGAAAUCGAGGAGUUUAUCAACAAGACAACCAUGACAACUCAGCAAGUUGCUCUAACUGUGAAAGCCAUUUUACCUCCAGGCCCUGUUGAUGUGUCCGGCUCUGGUUCAGCUGAUCAUUCAGCCAGCGGGGAGAUCUCAGGGGAGUCCGGGACCUCCGGUACCAGUGGUGACGCCUCCGGCUCGGGACAGAACGUCAUCUUCAGCGGAAGCACGGACGUCUUCUCCGGAGAUCAGUCCGCCUCUGGAGGCCCGCAGGAGGCGGAAGGGGGAAGUGCUGUCAUCGUCACAUCUGGCGAACUGGGUAGUGCAUCUGGAUCUGGGGACGGGUUUGACACUCAACACUCUGGCUUCAGUGUAUCUGGAUCAGGUUUUAUCAGUGGAAGUGGGGACAUCAGUGGUAGUGGCGGAGACUCUAUAAUCAUCAUGGUGGAUGGGAAGAUGGAGGAGGUGUCGAAGACUCACCAAAAACCCACUGAGCAGGAGUUAGGCCAGGGAGGCAUUGAUACCAGCGGGUCUUUCUUGGAAUCAAGUACCUCCGGAUCUGGACGUAUGUCCGGGUCGGGCUCCGGUGAAUUUUCUGGCAUCUCAUUUGUUGACCACAGUGCCGUUGACCUGACAGUCCAGCCGUCUGGUGAGCAGGAGGUGUCUGGAUAUCACCCCUUUGGAUCCGGGUUCCACAGCGGCUUUCCAAGUGGUUUUCCAUCUGGUUUUCCAUCUGGUGUCUCAGGCUCUGCCUCUGGGGACUUUAUCCUGCAUCGCGGUGAUGUCAGCUCCCUAACAUACAAUGAAAUGAUGGUGGUGACCUUCCCACCACCGAUGCGCUACCCUGAGCAGGGCCGUGGGGUGGUGGAGGUCAGUGGGGAAGGAAGUGGGUCAGGGAUCCAUCAUGAAUUCAGUGGCACUUUGGACCAAAGCUUGCAUUUCUCAGGAAGCGGAGCCCCUGAUAAAAAAACGAACGCUGAGAAGCUUUCUGUCACCUUACCGCCGGGAUCGAAGGUGACUUACACUGAGUACAUUGCCAGUCUCGGCCAAUCAGGACUCGGGGAGGAGGGUCAGGAAAGCCGUGCUGGACCUACAGUGUAUGUAGUGACUCCAGAUGCAGCCUACACCAGCCCAACCACAGCACCGUCAGUGUCAUUAGCAACCCCUGCUGUAGUGGAGCAGCCUGAAGUAGUGGAAGCAAUUGUCGACCCCUGUGAUCCAAACCCCUGCGGUUCAGGAUCCUGCUCUGUGCAGGAGGAGCUCGCUAUGUGUCAGUGUCCUCCUGGUUUCACUGGUAAAGACUGCUCAACACCUGUGCAGGGCUGUGCUGAGGGCUGGUUGGAGUUCAUGGGCAGCUGUUACCUCCACUUUGCUGAGAGAGAUACCUGGUCUGAGGCUGAGCAACGCUGUCAGGAGGUCAACGCCCACCUGGUUAGCAUUGGCUCCCAGGAGGAGCAGCAGUUUGUCAACUCCAAUGGCCAGGACUACCAGUGGAUUGGACUCAAUGACAAAGAUGUGCAAAAUGAGUUCCGCUGGACAGACAGCAGUCCUCUAACAUUCGAGAACUGGAGGCCCAACCAGCCAGAUAACUACUUCAACUCUGAGGAGGAUUGUGUGGUGAUGAUCUGGCACGAGGGCGGACAGUGGAAUGACGUGCCCUGCAACUACCACCUUCCCUUCACCUGCAAGACCGGACCUGCCAUGUGCGGAGCUCCUCCUGAGGUGCAGCACGGGCGGCCGAUGGGCAGCGGCAGAGAGCGCUACCCCGCCAACUCUAUAGUCCGCUACCAGUGUGACGCAGGCUACACGCAGCGCCACCUGCCCGUCAUACGCUGCAUGCCAGACGGACAGUGGGAGGAGCCACAAGUGGAAUGUACAGAAGCUGGCGCCAACAGUAACCGGCUACACAAAAGAUCCCUCAGGAGAAGAAGUAAAGGAGUCAGCAGCCAACAGGAACAGAGGAAGCUGCACUGAGCAGGAAUGAAAAGGACAUAGAACAGAGAGCCACAAAGGACCCCCUCUUGUAACGAAGCAUGGACACCAAUGCAAAUGACGGACCAAAAAGAUAAUAUUCCCCACCAUGUAUUUACACACACACACACACACACACACACACACUAAAGCACAUUUAGACAGUGAUAGUGUAAUUGACUGAUGAUUUGGAUCUUUGAGUGUCACCCUGCACCUUCUGAAGGCAGUUUUUUCUAUGUAUUUAUACUGUCUAAUUUAUAGCCGUGAUCUAGUAUUGGGGAGCAUUAUCUCAUUGCACAUUUUUCUGCAAUCGGUUGCCAGCACUGCACACAAAGUAAGGUAGAUGAAAUAGUAAGAGGCUUUAGAGUGACACACACACAGUCCAAAUCAGCCCAAUAAAAUAAAAGUGUUUUCGAUUGCAGCUGGAUUCUCUGAAGUCAAACACAUUGUCACGCAAACUUUUGCUAUAUUUGUAGGGUGUAGGGUGUUUCUCAGUAGUUUUUAUUACUUUUAUUCGGUCUCUAAGGACUUUAUUUGUGUGCUUCAGCCUGGCGAGACAAAACUGUUUCUUACGGUGAAGGCGGAGACAGUGAUUCUCAAACCGUUUUGGUUGUGACCCCUUAAAAUACAGCAAUGAGCACCUCUUAACCUACAAUACGGAGAAUGAAGUCAGGUUUUGUAAGGGGGAAAAACCUGCCGAUACAUUGGUGAAAUGUAUCGCCAUAUUUCAAGACCCCAAAUAAUCUUGUCACAACCUCAAGCUUGAGAGCCACUGUGCAGCAACACCGCGGCAGUAUCAGAAAUACUGAAAUGAUUGUGCUGUUCCAAUCGAUGAUGAAUAUAGAAAUCCAAGUUCAAGAUGUGAUUAAAGUCAGUGCAACAGACCUGGAUUGAAAUAAUCAGCACUCAUGCACUUUUGGGAGUCUUCAGUCACUUCUGUGCUAAUCAUUUGAAUCCAGUGCACCGUAAACAUGAAAAAAGAAACAAUCCUCAUCUGUAGCUGGCACAUGCCAAUCAACCCGUACUGAGAAACAAGUCAGAUCUACAGUUUGAUGCUGAAGUUGCUGGCUUUUCUGCCACACCCAGUUUUGCAGGUUAGGGUUUGUGACUUCUCAAGAGCAAUCAACGGUGUCUGUCAGCAAGAAUCAUGCUUUUAUGAGAUUCAGUGUUUGCUAAAUGAAUGAAGUUUCUCACUGUAAAUAUUCUCUCUACAAUUCUCUGAACAGCAGGAUCUGUCAAUAACCAACGCAGAGACGGACAAUUUAAUUGUUUGUUUGAUUAAUUCAUCAUCCACCCUGUUGAUUUGUUGGUUUAAUUCAAUGGUAGGUUACAGUUAUGAGUUACUUAUGUGAUUUUGAGCCUCAAACAACUUUGUGGAGGUUUCUGGUGUGUGUUUCAUGCAAUAGGGUUUUAUCAACAGAAAUGUACUUCUUAAAACUUGAGAAAUUAUACAAUUUUAGGGAAUAGAAGCUGUGAGAGCAGUAGAAAUUAUUAUAAACAUGACGAGAAAGACGAUAGAGAAGGUGGAGGUGGCGGAUACGAAAUGUUGACCAUGACCUUUUAAAAAGGUCAAGAUUUGCUUUUCAACUCUGAGAGCAGAUACAGUACUUUAGUCCGUAUCUGAUUUCUCACAGAACAACUCAUAAACACUAAAAGAGUUACCACACACACACACACAGUCAAACUGGUACUAUCAUGGACACGCACACACAAUUCAGAGAACACGCUACAGAAUAUGAAAGUGGAUGAGUGAGCGCCACAAAGUGAAACACCUAGCUUGUUCAAAGUUUGCACAUUUUGUACACACAACAGAUAUCAACAAAUUCGACUUGGAUGCUCCUGGUGUGUGCUGGAAUUAUUUUACUAUCACAUUAGAGCGUAAGCUCAAAUUUCAACAGGAGGCCAACAUUUGAGAGAUUAUGUGGCGGACAGUUGAGGCAAAUCAGUGAGGCUGUGUAUCAGUGUUUUGAUUCUUCAAUAAACCGAAUCAUCUCUUGACAAAUAAACCAAAAUAUG